AUGGUUUUUUUUUAUACACGCACACACGCAACAAUCACAAUUCUAGAUUAAAUUCAGGUCGCUUGAAUGCAUACUUUGAUGUGUACAUGUACAUUGCAGAGAAUUGAAUGACUGCACGCGUUGUUUAACGCGUUGGCCUUCUUGGGAGACUCGUUUUGUCUACUGUUCCUGUUGUGGUAGGCCAGCUCUAACCAGUUGAGCAAAACAUAGUGGAUCGCUGCACUACAUGUAGCAGAAGUCGUAGUGAAACUGAGUCUGUAGGACCAUAUCCCUCCACAUCUCACAGGGAAACCAACUGGUCAUCUCAGCAUGGCGAUCGGAGUCGGCAUGACCAUGUCUGGGAAGUGGGCCGGCUGGAUGGUCACCUUGUGUGUACUGGUGCAGUUCUUCCUCCUGUUCGGGCCCCUGUUCAACUACAGCAUCCUGUUCGUUAGUUUCCGAGAAGAGUUCGGGACAAGUGCAGCACUAACUGGCUGGGUAGGCUCUUUAGAAAACGGCCUGCUGAGCGUCUUCAGCCCAAUUGGUGGCGUGCUUCUAAAAUGGCUGAGCCACCGAUCGGUCUGCAUGCUGGCACUUACUGUCUUCAGCCUAGGAUGCCUGGCCACUUCCUUUGUUCCCAAUAUCUACUGGGCUUUUUUGACUGUGGGUGUCCUGAUGGCAUUCGGGUGUGGCGCCAACAUGCACAGCGCCACCUGUCUGCUCUUCGAGUGGUACCCGGGCAAGAAUAACGCGAGGGCCACUUGCUUGUCUUUACUCGGCACCUCCAUAGGUUUUCUCGCUUUUGCACCACUGAAGACCCUUCUCAUCGUCCACUACGGCUGGCGCAACAUGAUGAGAAUCGUCGGCGGCGGAGUCUUCAUUCUAGGCAUCUUGAGCGCCAUAUUGCUGGUCCCCCCGCCGGCACGAGAACAGCGUCCUGAGGAGGAAGACUCGGCAUCCCCGGCGGCUGAUACAUGCCUGGAUGAAACGCAGCUCGAAGGGGGAGGUACGGUACAGUCGCAGGGGACGGCGGACAAAACCACCGAUGCAUUCUGCGAGGAUAUGGACGGGAAAACCGAACAGGAACCCGAUGAGGACGAAGUCACAGCCACAGACGCAGACAUUUACACAGCCACAGCCACAUACACAGCCACAGCCACAGCCACAUACACAGCCACAGCCACAGCCACAGACACAGACACAGCCACAGCCACAUACACAGCCACAGCUACAGCCACAUACACAGACACAGCCACAGCCACAGACACAGACACAGCCACAGCCACAUCCGCAGCCGCAGCCGCAGCCGCAGCCGCAGCCGCAGCCGCAGCCGCUACGGAAACCGACCUUGACAUUAGGACCGCCAAAAAGGGCGAAAAAAGCGCAGGAAACGCUGUGCAACACAAGAAAGGAUUUUCAGAGAUGAUACGUCAGGUUGACGUCUGGCUCUUCAUGGCGUCCCAGAUGUUUGCUAUGACUGGUUGGACAUUCGCCACCAUUAACUUUGCCAGCUUCAUGAAGAGCCUUGGGUUUACCGUUGACCAAACUUCCCUGGCAAUCAUAGUCUUCGCAGUCGCAGAGAUCCUGGGGAAGAUCCUGAUCGCGUCCCUGGGUGACCACUUACCGUUCCUGCGAGUCAACGUGGUGGCGAUAUCAUCGAUGUUUGGUGCCAUGGCGGCGGGCUUUCUGAGCUUAGCGAAGUCACUGACUGACAUACUUAUCCUCUCCGUAGUUUGCGGCGUCCUGCGUGCCUUAUUUCUAGGCAUUACCUUUUCAGCCAGCUUUCAGUUGUUUAGCGCCUACGGAGGAGACGCCGUGACGUCACUUGUGCUAGUCCCCUUUGGCGUGGGUUCAGUCAUCGGAGCACCACUGACAGGGUUUCUUUUCGACAUUUCGGGUAACUACACUCUCAGCUUGCUAGUCCUGAGCGGUGUCUUCGCACUAUCGGCCGUCUGCAUCCUGACGAUAACGCUCCGCGGAAAUAGCGCGACUAUCGCCUUCUGCAAGAGAAGGUCCACGGCUCGAAACGAAGACCGCGCGCAGAACGUGAAAACCGAUGGAGACGACCUGUCCACAAAGUCAGGAGCGGAAAAUAAGGCAUAUAUCGUAACUGAGACUCUAUAAAGACGAAAUACAAACAAAAAAGUUUUAUCUUGAGAAAGAAACCACCGUCAAAGCACCUUGUAAAAUCAUAAUAUAAAAGUAUUGCACUUAAUAGUAUGCACCAUACACAUAGGGCCUACGUAUAUUUUCAUGUAAACUGUAUAUGGCAAUAAGGUUAUUGAUACUCUUUUUUGCAUGUUGUUUUUGCGUUUUGUUUUGUAUUAAUUAAUAUUACUAUGUUUAAAAUGGUCAACUGGUUACCCUAAUGGUUUGUAGGUGUAUCUUUGAAAUUGGUGUUUUGGAUGGAAUUAAUAUCAAGUAAGAUAUGGCCCGUAUAUAUUAUAAGGUGUGCCAAACCUUCGUGUACCUCGCUAAAAUAUGUCGUCUUAUGAAUAAGCGACAGCAAGUGUGCUACAUGUGAUGUGCCCUUCUUCGGCCCUCGUAGGUCGACCAAACAGCGCCAUCUACGAUUCGUGCUGAUUAUGCGUAGCACUGACACGGACUAUAUGCGAACAUUUCACUGCGGUGAUUGGACAGUAAUAAACUCCCAGGAUUAAAUAUUUUUGAAAUACAUGUACAUAACAAAUCUCUAUCUUUCUCUGGGCUCCCAUAAAUUGAAAGCUAAUUUGGUUUCUUUAAAGUUGCCCUUGGGAUAAGAUGUGCAGUUGUUUAACACAUAAAUAAUGACAUGCAUACUGGGAUAUAUAAAUAUAUUGUGCCAGUGUAAUGUUUUAAUUAUUUUUCAAACAAAUAUCUCAAUAAUAAUAGAAUAAAAUAUAUUGCAUAUUAAUAGUGUUUUACAAAUGUAUACAUGGCUGUGCAGUGAAAAAUAUAGAUUUAAACCAAUUUAAACCUUGCGUACAAUAAUACAGUAUUUAAAUCAGAGGCGUGGUUUUUUUUUCCGUACACAAUUAAAAGGUGCAAAAAUAAUACCAAAAGCGUUCUUUGGAAA
Patiria miniata (bat star) is the source of this 3034-nucleotide messenger RNA. Its product is annotated as monocarboxylate transporter 13-like. Gene Ontology annotation, biological process: transmembrane transport. The record is from RefSeq and is a predicted model, not a curated record. NCBI's taxonomy places the organism in Eukaryota, Metazoa, Echinodermata, Asteroidea, Valvatida, Asterinidae. Bases 310 to 2103 code for a protein of 597 amino acids. The transcript is spliced from 6 exons. Gene Ontology annotation, molecular function: transmembrane transporter activity.